Messenger RNA from Cylindrotheca closterium, 1467 nucleotides. The record is from the annotation of a GenBank genome assembly. Lineage: Eukaryota; Bacillariophyta; Bacillariophyceae; Bacillariales; Bacillariaceae.
AUGUCCCGUGUUCCUGAUUUGAGCGAUCUAGACCUUCAAUUGGAAGACGUUGAAGAUUACACCUCCGAGUACCCCACAGGAGAAGCUGAUAUCCGCAAUUCCGCCGAGAACGAUGUCGUCAAGUACCGCCGUGGCGUUGUCACGGCAUUUAUCUUUGAGAAUAAAAAGCUGGUCAUGAUUGCUGGAACGGCCCUUGUCGUCUUGAUUGCCAUUAUCUCCAUUGCUUCUGGAAAGGGAUCGGCGCCCGCUGCGGUAGACGAUGGACACGCCCCUCUGAUUUUGACGGACGCUGCCAUUCUCGACGAUCCCAAGACGGAUGAUAUCAAGAACGAAUUGCAAAAAAUGUACAAUAACAACGACAUGGACCCCAUUGUGUUGACUGGGGCCGAUGGCGAUAACACUCCUCAACGACGCGCUUUGAGUUGGUUGUCUCACGACUACGAAGAAGAUAUGGAUCACGCCACCCGCAUGACUCGUUACGCCUUGGCCGUCUUUUAUUACUCAACCAACGAUGUCCCCACGGAAGAGACUCCGGAACCCAAGACUUGGUACGAGGCCGACAAGUGGCUCACCAAGGAACAUGCUUGCGAAUGGCAAGGAAUUGAGUGCAAUGAGCGCUUGCACGUUGUCGAAAUUGAUUUGUCUCGCAAUAACUUGUCGGGCAAGAUUCCCAAGGAAAUUACUGCUCUGGACGAACACUUGACAACUCUUAUCUUGAGUGAAAAUUUCAUUCUCAUGCACGAAAAGGAUUACGAUGCCUUGAUGCCAUUGACUAAUCUUGAGACUUUGUUGAUGGAUGACAACUUUUUGCACGGCUCCAAUGGAUUGCCCACUCAAUUUGGCUCUUUGGUCAGCAUGAAAAAGCUCAAGUUGUCUUACAACUUGUUCAAGGGUAAUAUGGAUUCGGCACAUUCCAACGCCGUCUUGGCAAACAUGAACCAAUUGACUCACUUGGAAAUGGAAGCCUGUUACCUGACAGGAUCCAUGCCCCAUCACAUUGGACGCAUGUCCAAUUUGGUGUACUUGUACAUGAGACGCAAUGCCAUGAAGUUCGAUUUGAAAUUUUUGACAACUGGACAGAUGACUGAUUUGUUCGCUUUGUGGAUUGACGCAAAUGAAAUUACUGGAACCAUUCCAAGUGAAAUUGGUCUUUUGGAAUCCAUGGCAUCCUUGUCCAUGACCAACUCUUCCCUGACUGGAACCAUUCCUUCCGAAAUGGGCAACAUGUCCGCCCUACGAAGACUCUGGUUGUUCAACAAUGAACUCACGGGCUCUGUGCCUGUCGAACUCAAAAAGUUGAGCGAUUUGGAAAUUUUGCAAGUCCACCACAACAAGCUCAAGGGAGAAAUGCCCAAUGGUGUCUGUGAGAAUAUCCACAAUUCUGGAUCCGAUGUCAAGUCCUUGACUAGUGAUUGCGGAACCAACCAGAUUUCCUGCAGCGACAGCUGCUGUACUCGCUGCUUCUAA